AUGCCAGCAGAUCUGGAGAAAGUCGAGCUGGGGCCAUCGGAACCUCCGACGGAGCGCGAUUCAGCUGCACGGGCCAGUGGAUGCGCUCCUUCGAACGACCUGCCCCCUUGGGAGCUGAUUCAGAUAGGAUGGGAAGGUUCCAAUGACAGAGCGUCUUGUCAAAGCGAUCGUGAAUCUGCCAGCCAUUCCCGAUCUUGGUACGACAGUUCGCCCACAGGCCGGAACUCCCAUCGCGGGACAUCCUCGGGGCUUGAGCAACUCGCCGAUGCCCGAUCGAAGCUUGCCGAAGCCGAGAGGGCAUUGUGCGACGAGUGGGGCUUUUGCAAGACAUUGCGAGAGAGACAUGACCUCGAUGUGGAGAAGCUGGAGAAGCUGGAGGCAGAACUUACCUCGGAGCGUGAGAGGCGGAUUUCGGCGGAGGCGGACCGCGCCUCGGAAUGGCGAAAGCGAUACUCAGCAGAGGAGAGCCACCUGCUCGAUAAGAGGAAGCUUGAGAAGCUUGAGGCAGACAUGGCAACCGCUGAGGCUGGGCUCGCUGCCGAGAGUGAGAAACGGCUGUGGGCAGAGAAGUGCCUUGAGGCCAACAAGAAGAAGAUCCUGGCUCUUCAGGCUGACCUAGCUUCCGAGCGUGCGCAGCGGAUCUCUGCAGAGAUGAGCCGUGAUCUUGAGAGGAAGAAGCUGGAGAAUCUCGAGGCUGACCUGGAUAUGGAGCUUGCCAAGCGCCUAUCUGCUGAGGAGCAGCUGUCCAGGUUGCGGGAGCAGAGGCCAUCUGCUUGUCAUGGUGCUUUUUGGCAGUAUGAGCAGGAUGGCCACUGGUAUGCCUUUACACCAGAGGGAAGUGAGCAGAUGAACCGAGCUUACCUGGCUUACAUCCAUGACGCACAGAGCUGCCGAAGCGAAACAAUCGUAGCUGGGGGAGUUGCGCGUGUGGUUGACUUUGAACAAAUGACGCAGCAGCAUGCUAAGACAAUGAAGCUGCGGAACAUCCGCCUCUGGACUGGAGUACCAGCACACUGGGAGAGCGACCCGGCAGUUCUGCUCACGCAAGGUGGCUACGUAGCGUCCCUUUAUGUCGAGGUGACGGAUUCCAAAAUCUUAGAAUGGGUCGAGUACAUUCUAAGACACACGGGCCACGCAUCCGACAAGUCAAGUGACUGUUCUCGUAUGGAGAAUGCGAAGGUGGUGUCGGUCCAUCGAAUUGAGAACUUCCGCCUGUGGCAUCGGUACCAGGCGAGGCUUGCCGCGAUGAGGGAAGACCACGCAAAGUACAACGUCUCUGUGCAGGGUACUUCCCUCGACCUCGACGGGCGCCAUGGAGCGAUGAGUCAAAGUCAGUCUGCCUUGGACUGCGGAGUACCCUUGGCCUCGGAUGUGGACGAGAAGAUCCUAUUGCAUGGCACCUCCUGGGAGAAUGCGGAUGCCAUCGUCAUGGACGGCUUCGAUCACAGGACCUGCAAUCGUGCCAUGUAUGGAGAAGGGGUCUACUUUGCUGGUGCCGCGUGCAAGUCCCAUCAAUACACCUGCAGUGCUCACACGGGCAAGGCUUGCAAAUGCAAGCAGGAGAGGACCUUGAUUAUCGCCCGCGUGGCGCUUGGCGAUGCCUUUGUUGCAUCUCAAACUCGGCAAGGCACGCGGAGGCCUCCUAACCGAACCGCAGCGACGGGUACUCACCAUUCAGUGGUGGUGAAUCCGGGACCCAUCAGUGGGCAUCACAAUCCCACACAAGUUCACCAGGAGUUUGUGAUUUUCGACCGGGAGCAGGCGUACCCAUCUUUCGUGGUCCAGUAUGAGGAUUCGCGCAUGGACGUGCCGUGCGCCACGGAGGACAACUGGUACAUGAUCCAGGGCAUGCAGGCCCUCGAAGAUCUGUCGUGGCUGGAGGGCGAGAAGGUGCCUGUGGCGAAGCCUUUGGGUGUGUUCAUCGCCGGCGACCUCACAGCCUUCGGUUCGCGCAACCAGUUCAAUCUCUACAGGAAGCUCUGGGAGACAAGGGAGGAUGAGAGCUCGAACAAGAACAACAAGCUGCCCAUCUGGCCGGGACUUGGCAACCACGACUACGCCAACAACAUCGAGGGCUGCAUGACACUCCUGGAGGAGCCCACCUGGGUGCCCUAUGCCAUGAACGGCUGUGCUCAGCGAAUGCUGACCUACAUCCGCGCGGCAGUCGCCAAGUGUGGGGGUGAGACAGUGGUGAAAAACUUUGGCGGCUACGUGGACCACUAUCACAAGGACUCGGCAGCGUACACCGUCCGCUAUGGCCGCAUCCGCUUCGUGCAUUUGCACAACUACCCAACCUUCCGGCGCUCUCAGCUGACGGGCAUGUCCUCCACCAUCGGCUUCUUGAAAGAUGAGGUGGCUGAGGCUAACAGGACCGAAGACUACCUUGUGCUCGUCAUGCAUGACAUGGGCCAGCAUUUCAGCCCUGCGGAACACGACAGCCAGGUGGAGCGCUACGACUACUUUUCCGAGCUCGUCGAGUUCUCGCGGACGUUGGCAGUCUUUGCCGGUCACCUGCACCCCACGGGCGGCAUGAAGACUGGAACGGUGCGCGACUCCCGACCGCGAACGCACGCCAGCCUGUUCAAUGUCUGGCGCGAGGAGAUCCCGAUCAUCCGCAACUGGGCCUCAUCCGAGCAGCGAUUUGUCGUGACGCAGUGGAACGUUGCCCGAUGCUACUGGCGCUUCGGCUCCGUGAGCGCCCCAGGGAAAGACUCGGCUACAGCCUGGUUUUCCCCGGAGAACGAGGAGCAGCAGCGGGUCUUCACUAUCCCAAGCUGCACCAUCGAUGAGAACUACAGCUGGACGGAGCCCACGAAGGAGCCGGAUGCUGCUGUACUCUCUUUCGCCGCGCCGCGCAAUGCAGUGAUUGCCAUUGCCUUGUUGCCACUGCUGUUGGUCCUGUAG
This is a messenger RNA of Symbiodinium natans, 2904 nucleotides long. The record is from the annotation of a GenBank genome assembly. Lineage: Eukaryota; Dinophyceae; Suessiales; Symbiodiniaceae.